Molecule: messenger RNA, 1845 nt
Organism: Alternaria incomplexa
Lineage: Eukaryota; Fungi; Ascomycota; Dothideomycetes; Pleosporales; Pleosporaceae
Gene: RPD3
Product: histone deacetylase
Exons: 2
Coding region: 1-1845 (614 amino acids)
Molecular function (GO): histone deacetylase activity
Source: RefSeq, a predicted model, not a curated record
AUGACCACCGCUAUGGAACCCACGACGGGCUCCUCGUCUUUGAGCAAUGGCGUCGCCUCGCAGCCAAAGAAGGUCGCGUACUUCUACGACUCCGACGUCGGCAACUAUGCCUAUGUAGCAGGACAUCCCAUGAAGCCCCACCGCAUACGCAUGGCGCACAGCUUGAUCAUGAACUACGGACUGUACACCAAAAUGGAGAUUUACCGCGCUAAGCCCGCGUCCAAAUACGAGAUGACGCAGUUCCACACCGACGAAUACAUCGAGUUCCUUCACAAAGUAACGCCCGAUAACAUGGAGAGCUUUACACGUGAGCAGAGCAAAUACAACGUCGGAGACGAUUGUCCAGUCUUUGACGGUCUAUUUGAGUUCUGCGGUAUCAGCGCUGGCGGCACCAUGGAGGGCGCUGCGCGCUUGAACCGAGGAAAAUGCGAUGUCGCAGUAAACUGGGCGGGAGGACUGCAUCACGCGAAGAAGAGCGAAGCCAGUGGUUUCUGUUAUGUCAACGACAUUGUCUUGGGAAUCAUCGAGCUACUCCGAUACAAGCAGCGCGUGCUGUACAUCGACAUCGACGUCCACCACGGAGAUGGUGUCGAGGAAGCUUUCUACACGACCGAUCGCGUCAUGACCGUCUCAUUCCACAAGUACGGCGAGUACUUCCCCGGUACCGGUGAACUGCGCGACAUCGGUGUCGGCAGCGGCAAGAACUAUUCCGUCAACUUUCCUCUUCGCGACGGCAUCACCGACGAGACCUAUCGCAACAUCUUCGAGCCCGUCAUCGAGGCGGUCAUGACAUACUACGGCCCAGAGGCUAUUGUUCUACAAUGCGGUGGUGACAGUCUUUCCGGAGACAGGCUUGGUUGCUUCAACCUGAGCAUGGACGGCCACGCCAAUUGUGUCAAGUACGUCAAGAGCUUCGGCGUGCCAGUCAUCGUAUUGGGAGGAGGUGGUUACACUAUGAGAAACGUAGCGCGAACUUGGGCCUACGAAACAGGAGAGCUCGUCUCGACCAAGAUGUCCAAGCAGCUGCCUUUCAACGACUACUACGAAUACUUCGCUCCCGACUACGAACUGGACGUCCGUCCUUCUAACAUGGAGAACGCCAACUCUCACGACUACCUGCACAAGAUCAAAUCCGCCGUCAUUGACAAUAUCCGGAGAACCGGAAAGCCAUCAGUUGAAGCCUUCACCAAUAUUCCGGAUGUGCCUGCGGGUCUAACUCGCGCUACGGACUCAGACGCUGAAGAUGAAGACGAUGAUCUCGAUGCCGAUGAGAACAAGGAUGUGCGCAUGACACAGCGUCAGCGCGACCAGCAAAUAGAGCACGACGGUGAGCUCUACGACGCGAGCGAUGACGAGGAUUACAAAAACAGCCUCGGAGUGCGCGAGCAGCCCGGCACCAAGAAGAGGCGACACAUCACCGACUUCCCGAACCCCAACGCUGCUCCAGAGGAUGACUUGGACCGCAUGGAGACCAAUGGUGAAAGCGCCGUGUCCACACGGCAAGCAUCUGCAGUCGCCAAGUCGCGCACAACAACCCCCGCCGCUGGCGAGCAAGAAGCCGACGAAGAUGGCGACAUCGACAUGGACGCGGCGCCUGCUGCGACUGCACCUGCUGCUGGCUCAACGCGAUCACAAUCGCCAGCUGGUGUCGUAACCCCACCCGAAUCCCCACCAGCCGCGGCAGCAACAACAACCAUGGCACCUACUUCAGCCCCCACGGCAGACGUCGAAAUGGAAGAGAACGACAACAAAGAAGAGGUCGCCGCAGCCAAAGAAGAGGGCGACGCAGAACGCGAUUCUGAAAACGUCAAGGGCGAGGUCCGCACAGAGGUCGCUAAGGACUGA